Messenger RNA from Bathycoccus prasinos, 1068 nucleotides. RefSeq lists its product with no specific name. NCBI's taxonomy places the organism in Eukaryota, Viridiplantae, Chlorophyta, Mamiellophyceae, Mamiellales, Bathycoccaceae. The transcript has 2 exons. The coding region runs from base 1 to 1068 and encodes 355 amino acids. The record is from RefSeq and is a predicted model, not a curated record.
AUGACGUAUCUAACGAGUAAACUUUUUUCCCAAAAUAAGCGCGCGCUGUUGCACUUUAAGCACGCAAUGAGCGCACAAGACGACAGUAAAAUCAAGGGCGCGGCGAGUGGUGGGAGCAACGCUUCCGCUUCGGUGGUGGUGCCGUGCUUCCCGUUGAAUCUGUACGCGCGCCGUCGCGCCGCAGCGGCGGCGAAAACCGUGAAGAGCGCUUCCUCGCGCGUUGCUGAAGCGGAAGACGACGACGACGAAGGUGAAGAAGAAGAAGAAGAAGAAGAAGAGGUGAAAGAAGAAGAAGAGGAAGAGCGAGUUGGCGUGCGCACGCGAAAGCAGCAGCAGCUCGCCGCGAAGAAGAAGAAAGAGCGCGAUGAUGUGCUCUUCUCCACUCGACGACUCGGCGUCGAACAGUUACUCAAAGAGAAACCGCUUUCGGAAACGCAGCCGUAUCGAUGCGGAAAAACGUAUUUGGAUACGAGAAACUACGAGAUUGAUAUGGUCGAGCAAAGCAUGCACGGGGAGAAGCUGUACAAAGUUUUCGAAAGCAGUUUGAAAAGAGCGAGCGAUAAGAGCUUUUCUUUGCUCUUCCACGGCACGGGGUGUAAAGCGACGGAGGAUAUCAUGCAAAAUGGUAUGAAUCCCAAAUUGAGAGUGUCGUCGAGCGGCGAUUGGUUUACGAAGGAUAUUAAUUACGCCUUGACGCGGGCGAUUUGUCGCGUUUCCUCGGUGGAAGUGUGCGGCGGUUCCUCCGCAUCGGCUCACCCAACCCACGGUGUGAUCGCCUCGCCGCCACGGAACGGGGAGGAAUUUACCAAUGAAAUCUCUCCGCGCGUUCACGUCCUCGCGUUCGUGGUCAUCGACGAGCGAUGCGUGAAAAUUGGCGACCACAUCGUCUGCGAUUCGGAGAAGCACUCGUUGCCGGUGUUCAAACUUUCCUUCCCUCGCAACGUCCUUCCGCCGUCGAAAGACGACGUCGAGGGGAAGCAACCAAACGGUAUCAUUCAUUCGCCGGCAUCUAGACUCGCCUCUAUGGCGAUUAAGAGGUUACACCACCCGUCCACGCCGAAGAAGUGA